CACAUCCUCUGACCACAAAAACUGUGGGUGCCUGCGAGUUGCGACGAUCGACACCGCUGUCACCUCCCGUCGGAGUUGUCAUUUGUUUGAAUCUCAUUAAUCAGCAGCGUUUUUCACCAGUUGUUCUGCGCCGAUCUGCUGCUAAUUGAAUCUCCGCUGAUCCACCGCUUUGAGGUAUUUUGAGGUUCCUCGAAUCAGCUUUUAGGAUUGUGUGAUGGGGUCUAGCAAAACUGAAGUGAAUUUGAGACGGUUACUUGCAGCAGCUCCACAGCAACAAAAUCAAACAAAACUCGUACAUUAUGUUGCCACUCUGCGCGAGCAACUGGAGCAACUGGCUGAAGAGAGGAGUCCUGAAGGUCUGCCGAGAGUUUCAAAAGCUCAAUUGAAUGAAUAUUCAGAGAAAAUUGAAGCUAUAGCAGCCAAACUAGCAGUCACCGAGUCCAGUACUCAAUUUUCUCCGGAGCCUUCUCUUGAGAAAAUUAAGGUGAGGGAAUCCCCUUCUACAUCAGAGAAAGAAAUUAUUGGCUCUCCAAGAGGACUGAGAAGAAGAUUUUUGGCUUCGUCGGAUGAUAGAACCCCCAAUACUGUUGAGGAUACUGACACUACAAAAUCUGUUAAAUUGGAUACUGCAGCACAGGCUCAUAUUGAGAAACACAGAAAACUACAAGAAGAUUUGACAGAUGAAAUGGUUGGUUUGGCAAGACAACUCAAAGAAAGUAGUCUUAUGAUGAAUCAAUCCAUCAAAAACACCGAGAAUAUACUUGACUCGACAGAGAAAGCUGUCGAGCACAGCUUGGCAAGCACUGGGCAUGCAAACUCACGUGCAAUGGAGGUCUACUCUCAGAGCAUGAAAACGUCGUGCUUCACAUGGCUACUCAUGUUUGCCAUGAUGUGCAUAUUCGUCAUGGUCGUUUUGCUUAUACGCGUUACUUAGAAUAUACGAGCAAGUUUCCAAUAAUCAAAACCAUGUACUUCUGUUCUAAGUCGUCGUGUUUAUCUGUGAUGUGUAAAGAAUAGAGAUUGGUGCUUGCGAUUAAUUUAAACAGGUAGUUGUUUGGACCAUAUGUUUUGUCCUGUCUUAUGUUUUGUUUUCAAAUCAUUUUUGCUUUGGUAGGAAAGAGUGUUGUCUGAGUUAAUGAAGACUAGACUCUGCGGAGUCUCUUUCUUGUCUGUAUUUUUUUGCGUUAAACGUCGUAACAGUGACGGCGAUA
Molecule: messenger RNA, 1211 nt
Organism: Erythranthe guttata (spotted monkey flower)
Lineage: Eukaryota; Viridiplantae; Streptophyta; Magnoliopsida; Lamiales; Phrymaceae
Product: Membrane fusion protein Use1
Biological process (GO): retrograde vesicle-mediated transport, Golgi to endoplasmic reticulum
Cellular component (GO): endoplasmic reticulum; SNARE complex
Molecular function (GO): SNAP receptor activity
Source: RefSeq, a predicted model, not a curated record